AAGGCGGGCUCUGCAUAUUGGAACUUCCGUUCAUUAUUGGUUACGUCGGAAGAACUUUGUCCUGCGUCUGCGUCGAUUGGUUGUUGAGGCGGAAGAAUAGCAUCGCGAAGGGAAGCGAGUUCUUUUGGUGGCGGACGCAAUAGAAAUCAUGCAGGACUAUCAGAAGUUGCCAAUUGAUAUACAGACCAGCAAGUUGCUCGAUUGGCUGGUGGAUAGGCGACACUGCAGCCUGAAAUGGCAGGCUCAGGUCCGCAUCAUCCGUGAAAAAAUUGCUUUGGCUAUCCAGGACAUGCCAGAAAAUGAAGAGAUCAAAUGUCUUCUUUCUGGUUCCUAUAUUCACUAUUUUCAUUGCCUCAGAAUUGUGGAGGUCCUCAAAAGGACAGAAGUCUCUUCUAAAAACAUAUUUGGUCAUUAUUCUUCACAGCGAAUGAAGGAUUGGCAAGAAAUUGUAACACUAUAUGAAAAGGAUAACACUUACUUGGUGGAACUGGCCAGCCUUCUGGUACGAAAUGUCAACUAUGAGAUCCCCUCCCUCAAGAAACAGAUCAACAAAUGUCAGCAACUGCAACAAGAAUACAGCCGGAAGGAGGAGGAGUGUCAGCUGGCAGCUGCUGAGAUGAGGGAGCGCUUCUGCAGCUCCUGCAAGCAGUACGGAAUUUCGGGGAAUGAUAUACGCCAAGAGCUUCUGGCUUUAGUGAAAGACUUGCCAUCACAACUGGAAGAGAUUGGAGCUGGUGCCAAGGGUCUUUUGGAAGCCAUCAAUCUAUACCAGGCCUGUGUACAAUUUGUUUGCGAUGGUUCUACAGAACAAGUAGUCCCAUUACUGAGACAUGUGCAGGCUCAAGGCAACACCACCAUGUAUGAAUGGAGGCGAGGAGUCAAGCCAACAUUGGUGGAACGGCCAAAGACAGAGGAAGAGAAGGAAAUGGCCGAGGAGGAGGCGGCGGUUGACUGGGGUGAUUUUGGAACAGAAGAAACAGUAUCUGUCUCUGAAGCAACAGAUUAUGGUAUCUCAGUUGAAGGAGCAAGUGAGGAGAUAGAUUGGGGAAUUUCUUUGGAACCAGAAGCUCAAGGGAGCAGCUCUUCAGGCAUUGACUGGGGAGAUAUGAAAGAUGAUAUGGCUCAAAUUCUAAGUGAAGACCUUGAGGGAGUUGCACGAGGUCCUGAUGCUUUCACCCUUCUGGAAACACCAGAGACUCGUAAUCAGUUCAUUGAUGAACUCAUGGAGCUGGAGAUCUUCCUUUCCCAGCGCAUUGCUGAGAUGAAUGAAGAGGCAGAUAUCCUAUCUGUAAGUCAGUUCCAACAAGCACCACCUAUCUUGCAAGACCAGACCAAAGAGAGAUUAGCAACCAUGAUGGCAGUCAUCCAGAAUCUAAUAGGACAGCUAACGAAUCUGCGAAUGCAACAUCUUUUUAUGAUCCUUGCUUCUCCAAGAUAUGUGGACCGAGUGACUGAGCUCCUCCACCAAAAAUUGAAACAAGCAAAUCUAUUGCUCCUGAAGAAGGAGCUAAUGGUACAGAAGCAGAAGGAGGCACUGGAAGAGCAAGCUAACCUGGAGCCAAAACUUGACUUACUUGUAGAGAAAACCAGAGAUUUGCAGAAACUGAUAAAAGCUGACAUCUCUAAGCGGUAUAAUGGUCGACCUGUGAACUUGAUGGGCACCACUCUUUGAUUACUCCUCCUCAAACAUGCCAGACACAGCCUUUCAAGCAGCAAAGUGUUAAACAUCUCAAACAGAAGAAGAAAAAUUGGGAAAAAGGACAAGUAUCAAAAAAGUGUAAGGAUCGAGGACAAGGGUUGCCACUGACCAAGCUCCAGGAGUUUGGGAUCUGUAGUGGAAAAGAUGCUCUGAUCCCAUUUUGUAUCAGCUAUAAGCACUUCUUAAUAAUUUUUAAUGAGUCAAUAAAGCUGAUGUUUCCAUAUUAAA
This is a messenger RNA of Crotalus tigris (Tiger rattlesnake), 1927 nucleotides long. RefSeq names its product CDK5 regulatory subunit associated protein 3 (gene CDK5RAP3). Gene Ontology annotation, cellular component: endomembrane system. The transcript is spliced from 14 exons. Bases 149 to 1672 code for a protein of 507 amino acids. The record is from RefSeq and is a predicted model, not a curated record. NCBI's taxonomy places the organism in Eukaryota, Metazoa, Chordata, Lepidosauria, Squamata, Viperidae. Gene Ontology annotation, biological process: regulation of mitotic cell cycle; regulation of cyclin-dependent protein serine/threonine kinase activity.